AUGUUUUGCGAGUGUGGAUACACACUGCAGGGCAGUGCCAGAUUCUGUUCGCAAUGUGGGAAAGAGGUAUUGGCAACACAGACCACCCAAACUGUCCCUUGUCCCAACACAGUUCAAAAAGGCAAAAGAAUUCCAGUAUGUGGUGCAGAGAUCCAAAGCUCAGACAAGUUCUGCAGUGGGUGUGGCUGGUUUAUAAAUAUCAAAGCUUUUCUGCCAGGGGCUGUCAUGUGUGAUGGAAACAAACGCAGUGGAGAGCCGUGUGACAACAUAGUAACACCAAACAUCAGAUUCUGUUCAGAGUGUGGGAAGCCUCCAGAAAGUUGUCCUUCGCAGGAGACCUCUGCAUUAGCUGCUGUUGAGAAGACUGCCUUAACAGAAGCAGAUAGUGGAAAUACAAACCAAAAUGUCCAAGCAAACAAAACAUCAGAUGAUCAUACAAGUGAAGAUACGGACUUUGAAAUUGUGUCGGUCAGCUCUAGUGAGGGGGAAACACCAGUGAAGCGGAGCCACAGCUAUGAUGAAGCAUUAAAUCUAGAGAACAGCUCAGAUUUCUGCAAUGGACAGUUAGCUAACAUUGCCAAAGACUUGAAUUCUUCUACAGGAAUUCAAGAUUCAAAAUUGCAACAACAGGGAGAUUUUCAAGAGAAGGGAAUUAUGGAUUCCAUGGAGAUUGUAGACCUUCCAUCUGGAGAAUCAAUGGAGCAUGGUCUCGGAGAAGAGGGGGAAAAUGGAAAUACAACAAAUGAGAAAACUGACAAUCUGGAGAAAUUACCAGAUAAUAGAAUGGACACUACGAAUGAUAAAACUGGAAAUGUAGAAUGUACUCCAAAAAUGGACAUAUCACAAGGGGGUGAAAUCAGUAUUUCUAAUGAAACUAGUAGUGCCUUAAGUGAAACAAGUAAUACGGACCCACAUUCUUCUGAGAAUGUAGAGAAACCACAUACCACUCCAAGCCAGAAUGAAGGAGCAGAAGAUGAAGUGCGAGAUAGUGGAACACUCUCCACAGAGAACACAGUGUACAAGCCUACUUGGAGUCAAGAUGGUGGACAUGAGCAGCAGGUGAUCGAUGCCCUAAAGACAUUGGAUGUUAGAAAAAGGAAAUCUCCAGACAGAGACAUUCCAGAGGUUGGCAAGAAACCUCACCUGUCAGAAAACCAACCAGAUGGUGAUGACAAUGGGAAUAAGCAAGAUUCUAACGAGGAGGGAAUUGAGGAUGAUGAUCAAACAACAGAUGAUGAGGAUGAGGAUGACAAUGAUAAAGAUGGAGAUGAAGGAGGAAAUAAUGAUGAUGAAAGUACAAAUCAGAAUAGAUCCAAAAAGAGUAAAAAAGGAACUGGACAGAAGAAGAAGAAGAAGGGUAAACUGAAAUAUCAGAAGAAAAAAGGUCAGUUGGCAGAUAAACCUACUGAUAACAAAGAAGAAGAAAUAAAAGAGGGUUCAUUGAAAAAGGCACAGAAGAAAAAAACAGAGACACAAAAUACAACUUCUGAUGUAUCAGAAAUACCACAUAAGCAAGAGAAAAAUGAAGAUAAUGAGAAAUUCAAAUCACAGGCAAAUGCUGGUUGUAUUGAUUUAAAAAAAUCAACAGAAAAAAUUCAGCAGCAAAAUUCAUCAAAUGAUGGAAGGGCAAGCAAGGAAACAAUGACUGCUCAGCUUAAAAACGUAGAAAACAAUCUUGGGUCAGUGCAAGACUUCGAUAAAAGUGACCCACAAAGGAGGAAUACAGAAAAAGAGCAAGCCUAG
Messenger RNA from Magallana angulata, 1743 nucleotides. RefSeq lists its product as uncharacterized. Lineage: Eukaryota; Metazoa; Mollusca; Bivalvia; Ostreida; Ostreidae. The transcript is spliced from 3 exons. Bases 1 to 1743 code for a protein of 580 amino acids. The record is from RefSeq and is a predicted model, not a curated record.